AUGACGAGCUACCUGACUAUCAAGAUCAAGGAGCGAUCGAUCGCAGCCCCGCCCGACCCCAUCGCUCCGAGCGAUAUCGGAUACGAAUUUGACAUUCUUGGGCCUCCACGCCCGGCGGCCACAGUCCAAGCUGCGCCGACCGCGGCGUUGAGCGGCGAUGACGUCUAUGGCAUUCGCUGCCCCGCGUUCAAGUGCACCCACGUGCUGGGCUAUUGGGACAUUCAGCACUGCGUCAGCGCGGAGCUGCUCAACGAGUUCGACACCUUCAUUCUCAACAAGGCGCUCGACCACAUACCCAACAUGACGUGGUGUCCGAAGGGCUGUGGCGGCGGAGUCGAGGCCAACGAUGCCGAUGCCAAGUUCAUUCAAUGCGUCAACCCGCUUUGCCGCUUCACCUUUUGCAAGACUUGUCGCUCCGUGCGGCCACAAGCCAAAGAUCACCUGUGA
This is a messenger RNA of Acanthamoeba castellanii str. Neff, 447 nucleotides long. Its product is annotated as IBR domain containing protein. Lineage: Eukaryota; Discosea; Longamoebia; Acanthamoebidae. The transcript is spliced from 4 exons. The coding region runs from base 1 to 447 and encodes 148 amino acids. The record is from RefSeq and is a predicted model, not a curated record. Gene Ontology annotation, molecular function: zinc ion binding.